This is a messenger RNA of Oncorhynchus gorbuscha (pink salmon), 2139 nucleotides long. Its product is annotated as equilibrative nucleoside transporter 2-like. The transcript is spliced from 14 exons. Gene Ontology annotation, molecular function: nucleoside transmembrane transporter activity. Bases 131 to 1555 code for a protein of 474 amino acids. NCBI's taxonomy places the organism in Eukaryota, Metazoa, Chordata, Actinopteri, Salmoniformes, Salmonidae. Gene Ontology annotation, biological process: thymine transport; nucleoside transmembrane transport; adenine transport. The record is from RefSeq and is a predicted model, not a curated record. Gene Ontology annotation, cellular component: plasma membrane; basolateral plasma membrane.
GUACAGGGACAGGGAACACUUCGCGCUAAAUUUUGAAAAGCGUUCACUUCAUUGAGCGCGUUUUGUCAGCAUAGCAAGGACGAUACCAGCUACUAAACAAUUCGACUCUAACCGACUCAAGAGUAUCAGGAUGACUACUCAGAAGAAUGCCCCUGUGGACCGAGGCUGUGCUGUGGCCGUCAUCAUCUUCAUCCUGGGACUGGGGACACUGCUGCCAUGGAACUUCUUCAUCACCGCCACUGAGUAUUUCGACGACCGCCUCAAAGGGACCCCGUCAAGUUACGGAACGACCCCAGUUGCUAAUGGAACGACCCCAGUUACUAAUGGAACGACCCCGGUGACUAAAGACUACGAGUUUGCCAGCUUUAUGACACUUCUAGCCCAGCUUCCCCUGCUCCUCUUCACCCUGGCCAACUCUUUCCUGUAUCAGCGUAUCAGAGAGAAGGUCCGGAUUGCUGUCAGUCUGGUCUCCAUCCUCUGCCUCUUCCUCCUCACGGCCAUCAUGGUCAAGGUGCCCAUGCAGCCCGACAGCUUCUUCUCUAUUACCAUGGCAACUAUCUGGUUCAUCAACUCUUUUGGAGCUGUGCUUCAGGGCAGUCUGUUUGGGCUGGUAGGAAUGCUCCCCCCGAAGUACAGCACGCUGUUCAUGAGUGGUCAGGGACUGGCAGGGAUCUUCGCUGCCCUGGCCAGUCUGCUCUCUAUCCUCAGUAAAACAGACAAGGCCAGUGCCGCUCUUGGAUACUUCAUCACUCCCUGUGUGGCGACUCUGCUCACAUUGCUCAGCUACUUACUACUGCCACACCUGGAGUUUGCCCGGUUCUACUUUGAGAAAAGCCAAAGUCACCAUGGCCAACUGGCGACCCCAAACGGGCCUCUCGAAAGUGCAGACAAAGAAAAAGAAGCUUUGGCCAAGGGUGACCUGAAUGGCUACAACAAUGAACCCAUCAUGACAAAUGGUGACUUUGAGGCCAGUGGGACCAAAGAAGCCCUGUUCAUGACGAAACAGACUGACAGUCACACCAGGUCAUCUGUCCUGGCAGUCUUCAAAAAGGUUUGGGUGAUGGCCCUCUGUGUGACAUGUGUGCUGGCUGUCACACUGUCGGUUUUCCCCGCUGUCACAGUAAAAGUGAAGAGUGUGUAUGGAAACAAGGAGUGGGACCGAUACUUUCUCUGCGUCUGCUGCUUCAUCGUCUUUAACGUCAUGGACCUGAUUGGCCGCAGUGUCACCUCUAUGGUUCAGUGGCCCUCAAAGAGAAGCCGCCUGUUCCCUGUGCUCGUGGUGUCCCGCGUGGUCUUCAUCCCUCUCAUCAUGCUGUGUAAGACUGACAACCGUCAGUACCUGCCGGUCCUGUUCUCCCACGACGUUGCCUUCGUUGCCAUCAUGACAUUAUUCGCCGUGUCCAAUGGAUACUUCAUCUGUCUCUGCAUGUCCUACGCACCUCAGCUGGUGAGGUCUAAAGACUGUGAGACAGCAGGUGCCUUGAUGACCUUCUUCCUGGCUCUGGGUCUGUCUCUAGGGGCAGCCCUCUCCUUCCUGCUGAGGAACCUGCUUUAGGGAACACCACCCUCUACAUACAGUGGGGCAAAAAAGGUAUUUAGACAGCCACCAAUUGUGCAAGUUCUCCCACUUAAAAAGAUGAGAGAGGCCUGUAAUUUUCAUCAUAGGUACACUUCACAAUUGGUGGCUGACUAAAUACUUUUUGCCGCUCUAACCAAAGUAAGUCUGGUGACACUCUAAUACAAAGAGACUGCUAAUCCUGAACCUAAAAGGGUUAUUCAUCUGUCCCCAUAGGAGAACCCUUUGAAGAAGCCUUUUUGAUUCCAGGCAGAACCCUUUUGGGUUCCAUGUAGAACCCUCGGUGAAAAGAAAAGGGUUCUACCUGGAGACGAAAAGGGUUCUCCUAUGGGGACAGCCAAAUAACCCUUUUGGAACUAUUUUUUUCUAAGAGUGUAUUUAUGUGUUACUCUCUGAAUAGAAAUGGGUUAUACACAUAUUCAUUAAUGUCAAAGCAAACGUACAGUACCAGUCAAAAGUUUGGACAAACCUAUUCAUUCCAAGGUUUUUCUUUAUUUUGACUAUUUUCUACAUUGUCGAAUAAUAGUGAAGACAUAAACUAUGAAUAACACAUGUGGAAUGAU